Messenger RNA from Lentinula edodes (shiitake mushroom), 234 nucleotides. RefSeq lists its product as uncharacterized. The transcript is spliced from 2 exons. Bases 1 to 234 code for a protein of 77 amino acids. The record is from RefSeq and is a predicted model, not a curated record. Lineage: Eukaryota; Fungi; Basidiomycota; Agaricomycetes; Agaricales; Omphalotaceae.
AUGACCGGUUCGCUCACGUCUUCAGUCAAGAACGAGAAAGCUUCGGACAAACAACUCGAAACUGCUAGUGAUUAUGAAUUUGGCGGAGAGUCACAAUUACCUCGUCCUCCCGUUCUUUCCGAAGACAAUGAGCGUAAAUUAUGGAGGAAGAUUGACCUCCGUUUGAUGCCCAUACUCUGCGUGAUGUACCUCAUGUCUUUUAUGGAUCGCGAGGCAACCGCCGCUUCGUCUUGA